Messenger RNA from Oncorhynchus masou masou (cherry salmon), 3886 nucleotides. RefSeq names its product formin-like protein 1. The record is from RefSeq and is a predicted model, not a curated record. Gene Ontology annotation, biological process: regulation of cell shape; cortical actin cytoskeleton organization; cell migration. Gene Ontology annotation, molecular function: actin filament binding; small GTPase binding. The coding region runs from base 615 to 3860 and encodes 1081 amino acids. Lineage: Eukaryota; Metazoa; Chordata; Actinopteri; Salmoniformes; Salmonidae. The transcript is spliced from 25 exons. Gene Ontology annotation, cellular component: cytosol.
CUCCUCUCUCCUCCUCCGAUAUGGCUGCCAGGAGACCGGUUAGCCCCAGCAUCGUGUGUGGACACCAGUCAGAAGAGAGUGGCCCCCACCUCCUAUCUUUAAGUCCCCCAUCUCUCUUGGCCAGCUACUGCUGUCACUAAGGAACUAGGCUACUCUCUGCAUAGUAGGAGUUUUGCACCUCUCCUUCACAGGAUGACACAGGAGCUCUACCUUUUGAAUUUGAGUCUUCUCUGACUCACGCUCAUACUCUCCUGUCGCCUCCCUAUUUCUCUCUCCAUCUCUCGGGGGGUUGUUCAUGUCGCACAGGGACCUUGCUUACAGGUCUGACACUUUCUCGUUGUUGCUUUAGAGUCAUUUUGUAUCAUCACUCCCCCUGUCUGAGAGGAUGAAGGAGCAGGAACAUUGGAGAAGAUGAUUCUUUGGGCUGGCCUGCUCCCCUGGGGUUUAAGGAAAUUGUCAAUGGUCGCCACUCAAUGCCACAUCGAGCCUCAACUCAACGGGAGAAGUAGUGGAAGAAUACGUUUGGUUCACCACAACAUUUGAGUUCCAGUGCUGUCUUAGCCCUUGGAAGUAGCUGUGGAGUACCUGGGUCUGUGCAUCUGGGACAGAUAAUCAUGGGCAAUGCCGCUGGGAGCAUGGAUGUGCCACCGGGGAAGGAGGUGAAGACGGUGUCGGCCCCCCCAGGCUCAGGGGCCCCCCAGAAACAGGCGGCAGGCCCCAAACUCCCCAUGCCUGCCGAGGAGGAGUUAGAGGAGCGUUUCAAUGCAGUGCUGAACUCCAUGAAUCUGCCUCCAGACAAGGUGAAGAUCCUGUGUCGGUAUGACAACGAGAAGAAGUGGGAACUGGUCUGUGAUCAGGAACGUUUCCAAGUGAAGAAUCCUCCCUCUGCUUACUUGCUGAAGCUCAAAGGUUAUCUUGAGCAGGGAGGGGUCAAAAGACAGUUCAAGAGGCGGGUCCAGGAGUCCACACAGGUCUUAAGAGAGCUGGAGAUUUCCCUGAGGACCAAUCAUAUCGGCUGGGCUCAGGAGUUUCUCGGUGAGGAGAACAGAGGUCUGGACGUCCUGGUUGACUACCUGUCCGUCGCCCAAUGUGCCGUCACCUAUGACAUGGAAAGUUUGGACAAUGGGACUUCCACACCAGAAAAAUCGGUGGAGGACUUGACGAGGAGUGCCAGUAACUCUCCAACCCAUGGCGGUUCUAAAGCUGCUCGUGCCCUUACUGUGAGAUUCAACUCUCUCCACAACAGGAAAGCGCUGAGGAAGUCCCGCCUUGUCAGUCAGAAAGAUGACGUUCACCUCUGCAUCAUGUGUCUACGUGCCAUCAUGAACUACCAGUCUGGGUUUAACCUGGUGAUGACCCACCCAUGCUGUGUGAACGAGAUCACGCUCAGCCUCAACAACAGGAACCCCAGGACCAAGGCCCUGGUGCUGGAGCUGCUGGCUGCCGUGUGUCUAGUGAGGGGGGGUCAUGACAUCAUCCUCUCCGCCUUCGACAACUUCAAAGAGGUAUGUGGAGAGAAGAGCCGCUUUGAAAAGCUCAUGGAGUAUUUCUGCAAUGAAGAAAGCAACAUUGACUUUAUGGUGGCGUGCAUGCAGUUCAUCAACAUUGUGGUCCACUCAGUGGAGAACAUGAACUGUAGGGUCCAUCUGCAGUAUGAGUUUACCCACCAUGGCCUGGAUGACUAUCUAGAGAGGUUAAAGUUCACGGAGAGUGACCGGCUGCUGGUGCAGAUCCAGGCCUACCUGGACAACGUGUUUGAUGUGGGGGCUCUGCUGGAGGAUGCAGAGACCAAGAACGCCCUGUUGGAACACAUGGAGGAGCUGCAGGAGCACAAUGCACAGAUAAGCAGCCGACUGGAAGAGGGCGAGAGGGAGGCGUUGGAGAAAGUGUCUGAGCUGGAGAAGCAACUCAUCCAGACCACUAAAGAGGUGGAGCUCCUAAAGGAGAGUCUGCGUGAGUCCUGUGCCCAGGGGACCAUUCUACAACAGCGGGAGAUAGAGCGAGAGAGAGAACGAGAGAGGGAAAAAGAGCGGGCGAGGGAUAGAGAUCGUUCGGCCCAGGCCUUAGCGGAGCUGGAGGAGAAAGUUCAGGGGCUUGUGUGCCAGGGGCUGAUUCGAAUGGAGCGCACGUCCUCGGGACACCUGGACCUCCAUGUGGUCCCUGUCAUCCCUCCUGUUGUCAUCUCUGCAAAAACAGAACACAUCGCGACUGUCGAGGGCCCUCCCACAUCAGUAGUCCCUCCCCCUCCUCCACAAUUACCUGGUACAACAGAGGCCACAGCACAAGCCCCUCCUCCUCCCCCCCCUCCUCCUCCUCCCCUUAUAUGCUCGACUGCACCACCUCCUCCGCCCCCACCUCCUCCAGGGGGUGGUAUGCCCCCACCACCUCCGGGCGGUGGAAUGCCCCCACCAUUUGGGGGUAUGCCUGAUGGACACACUGGUAACAGAAACAAGAAGCCCAUUCAGACUAAGUACCGUAUGCCUUCACUCAACUGGCAGGCCCUUAAACCCAACCAGGUGUCUGGAACCGUCUUCAAUGAGCUGGAUGAUGAGCUCGUGCUGGGGGUGCUAAACAUGGAUGUCUUUGAGGAGCAGUUUAAGACCAAGGCCCAGACUGCCCCGGCUGACGUGGGGCCCCUGAGAGCGAAGGUGGCCCAGAAGACCCCCAGCAAAGUGUCCCUACUGGAGCCCAACAGAGCCAAGAACCUCGCCAUCACCCUGCGCAAGGGAGGCAUGGCCGCCUCAGACAUCUGUACUUCCAUAGAGACGUAUAACCAGGAAGCUCUGAGCCUGGACUUCCUGGAGCUGCUGGAGCGUUUCAUCCCCUCAGAGUACGAAGUCAAGCUCAUCCAGAACUACGAGCGAGACGGGAGGCCCCUGGACGAGCUCCCCGAGGAGGACCGCUUUAUGGUACGCUUUGGCAAGAUCCCCCGCCUGCCCCAGCGCAUCAGUACGCUCACCUUCAUGGGCAACUUCCCAGAGAGCAUCCAGCUCAUCCAGCCGCAACUCAAUGCAAUCAUCGCUGCCUCAAUGUCAAUCAAGUCCUCUAGCAAGCUGAAGAAGAUCCUUGAGAUCAUCCUAGCCUUUGGAAACUACAUGAACAGCAGCAAGAGAGGAGCAGCCUAUGGGUUCCGCCUGCCGAGUCUCGACUUGCUGUUAGACACCAAGUCCACAGACCGGAGACAGACUCUGCUUCACUUCAUAGUGAACAUCAUCCAGGAGAAAUACCCCGAGCUCCAAACCUUCCACAGUGAGCUGUACUUCUUGGACAAGGCUGCUCUGGUGUCCCUGGACAGCAUUCUGCAGGACGUGCGUGCCCUGGAGAGGGGCAUGGAGGUGACCCGGAAGGAGUUUGCCAUACACGAAGACAACGCUGUGUUGCAGGAGUUCCUCACCAGCAAUAAUGACCUGCUGGACUCUGUAGUAGGAGAUGGCAAGACAGCCCAGGAUGUGUAUGAAUCAGCAGUGGAGUACUUUGGAGAGAACCCUAAAACCACACCUCCCUCCAUGUUCUUCCCUGUCUUUGUUAGGUUCAUCAAGGCCUAUAAGCAAGCAGAGCAGGAGAAUGAGCAGAGGAAAAAGCAGGAUGUGUUGUCCAGUGAAUGGAAAACUGGGCCACUGUCAACCUCGCCGAAGCCUGAAACAUCCCAGAAGGUACCCAUGAUGCCCCAGAUGGAUCUGAUAGCGGAGCUGAAGAGGCGGCAGGUGACCCCCCUGGUUCGGGAGGGCAAGGAUGGAGCCAUCGAGGACAUCAUCACAGACCUGAGGAACCAGCCAUACAGACGGACAGACGGGUCCCGAGUCAGCGCCAAGUGGAAGCCCAGACAGAAGCUCCAAGUCUCCUCCGACAUCUUCCUGUGAAACACUACACACACACACUUGCUGAC